Pyricularia pennisetigena is the source of this 2202-nucleotide messenger RNA. RefSeq lists its product as uncharacterized. NCBI's taxonomy places the organism in Eukaryota, Fungi, Ascomycota, Sordariomycetes, Magnaporthales, Pyriculariaceae. The record is from RefSeq and is a predicted model, not a curated record. Bases 1 to 2202 code for a protein of 733 amino acids. The transcript is spliced from 5 exons. Gene Ontology annotation, biological process: protein phosphorylation. Gene Ontology annotation, molecular function: protein kinase activity; ATP binding.
AUGGGGGAUCGGGACCGGGAUUACGAGGAGGGAUCUCCCGACCCGGAGUCACUCUACACCAAGGAAUACUGCAUCGGUGGAGGAAGCUUCGGAAAGGUCUACAAAGGAGUGGACAAGCGAACAGGCCAUGCAGUUGCCAUCAAGAUCAUUGAUAUCGAGAGUGCCGAAGACGAGGUCGAGGAUAUCAUACAAGAGAUUGCGAUUCUGUCAGAGCUUCAGUCACCAUAUGUCACCAAGUAUUAUGGGUCAUACGCAAAGGGGGCCGAGCUAUGGAUUGUCAUGGAGUUCUGCUCCGGUGGAAGCUGCGCCGACCUCAUGAAGCCCGGUUUGAUCGGCGAGGAGUACAUUGCUAUCGUUGUACGAGAGCUGUUGCUCGGACUAGACUACCUCCAUGCGGACAAAAAGCUUCAUCGGGACGUCAAAGCUGCAAAUGUGUUACUUGCAGCCAAUGGACAAGUCAAGUUAGCAGAUUUCGGCGUCUCGGGCCAGCUGAGCGCCACCAUGACCAAGAAGAACACAUUCGUAGGCACACCCUUCUGGAUGGCGCCCGAAGUGAUAAAACAAAGCGGCUACGAUCACAAGGCAGAUAUCUGGUCACUGGGUAUUACAGCUCUCGAACUAGCCAACGGCGAGCCGCCGUAUGCCGACAUUCAUCCGAUGAAGGUUCUGUUCUUGAUCCCCAAGAAUCCACCCCCGCGCCUUGAAGGAAACUUCACCAAGGCCUUCAAGGACUUUAUCGAGCUAUGUCUGCAGCGCGACCCAAAGGACAGGCCCUCCGCCAGGGAGCUGCUGCGGCACCCGUUCGUCCGUCACGCCAAAAAGACGAGCUAUCUGACAGAGUUGAUCGAGCGCCACAGCCGCUGGAGCUCGACGCACAAGAGCGAGAACGAUGAGGAAUUAGACAGUCAGUCAGACGAUGAGCAACAGCGUCAACAGCAGGCUGCUGACCGGGCGGCGGUCAAUGAGGACAUGUGGGACUUUGGUACCGUCAGGCUUGUUGGCGAGCGUGGCCACAUCAUUCACCGCCCGGGACUGCUCAAUCCCCUGGACGAGUCUGCCACCAAUGCGCGGGCAACGAGAGCCCACGAGACAGAAUUCGAGCAAAGUCGCCAACGGCAUCGUAGCGAGAGCCCAACCAAGAGGCUGUCGCAACAGCAGUUGGACAAUGACACGGUCAAGUCAAGACAGGUCAGCCCCCAAAGGAGACCAGUCCCGAGUUCGCCAGGGAAAACAACAGUACAGAAAAUAGAAAGAGAGCCAGAGACACCGAGGGCAGUCUUAAAGCCAGCCCCUGUCAGCUUCGACAGUGCGCCCUCGCCAGAUUACGAUAGAGAGCUACAACAGCAGUUACAGCGCGAGAUGAAUGGGAUGAACAUCGGUGAUAUGAUAGAGCCCGGUCACAAAGAGAGGACGGGAUUGAUACCAAAGACAGGACCGGCUGCUUCUCAAGCUCAGAAGCCACUGGCCCAUAUAGGCCCAAUUAAGCUGCCAGAAAUACCACCAUUUCGUGGUAAACACGCGGGAUCCAGUCAACCUGCAGCACAGCCACAAACGCGCCAAUACCAACCACCACAGCCAAGGCAAAUGCAACAGCACGAACUUCCUCCUCAGCCACCAUACCGAGCACGAGAUGACACCCCCGAGCCACCGCAGCACCAACAGUUACCCACGCCACGGCCCUUGCAAACACAAGCACUACAGCACCAGCAGCAGCAGCAGCAGCAGCAGCAGCAACCAGGCACACCACAGCACCAGGACUUCCCCUCGCCGGCGCCGGCGCCGCCCAACGGGGAGAUGGACGCCCUCAACGAUGUCAUCUUCCCCGCGCUUGAGGAGGCGCUCAAAAGGCGGCAGAUUCGACUUCAGCAACAAAUUCAAGCGAUGCCACCCGGUGCGCCGUCACAGUUCGCCGGCGGUGCCCCCGCCCCCACCCCACGGCAGCAGCGGGCAGAGGCGGCGCACGAAAAGAUACGGAAGCUCGUAUACCGGCUCGCGCACAUGUGCAAGGAGAUCGACCACUAUGACAAGUCUGAGCCGGUCCAUAUGGACACGGGCAAGGACGCAGGAGGUACAUUCCUUGAGGGGUUUUUGGAGGAGAUCAUGUUGAGGGUCGAACCGUUUGAUGAAGGCGAGGGCAACACCACGAGGAGGUCCAGAGUCAUUGGUCGCCCAAUAAAAAUGCCUGCGAGAAAAGAAACAUGA